Messenger RNA from Colletotrichum graminicola M1.001, 862 nucleotides. RefSeq names its product tat pathway signal sequence. Gene Ontology annotation, cellular component: fungal-type vacuole membrane. The annotation marks the transcript as partial. The record is from RefSeq and is a predicted model, not a curated record. NCBI's taxonomy places the organism in Eukaryota, Fungi, Ascomycota, Sordariomycetes, Glomerellales, Glomerellaceae. The transcript has a single exon.
CAGGUCCGAAAGGUCGGAGCAAUGGCCAUUUGGACACUGUUUCCAGCUAUGGCCAUAACACCUCAAUACUUCUUGAACAGGAGGGGGGCGGCCACGGGCCUCACUGUCGCAGGCUCUUCGUUAGGUGCGCUUGUAUUCCCAAUCGUGCUGUCGGAGCUGUUGGAAACUGUAUGGUUCGGCUGGUAUGUUCGAAUCUGUGGCUUCAUCAUGAUGCCGGCUCUCAUAAUCUCAUCACCCACGGUCAGGGCCCGGCCCCUCCGCGAAAGAGUCGUUUCUUCAUCUGGGCGACAUUCCAGGAACCGCUCUAUCUUUGCCCGGUCGAUGACGUGUGUCUUAUGUUCGUUGGCAUGUUCGUUCUACUCUUCUAUCUAUCUACGUUUAGCAUCGACUAUGAUAUGAGCCCGGCGCCCACUCCGUACCUUGUCGCUAUCAUCAACGGAGCCUCGAUUCUUGGACGCAUCGUACCCGGGAUCCUGGGUGACAGACUCGGCCGUAUCAACACGCUCUUCGCUGGAGGACUUCUCACGCCGAUAUCGAUCCUAUGUUAGCCAAAGGCUGAGACCCAAGCCUCACUUAUCGAAUUCUCUGCAGCCGACGGUCUGACAUCUGAUGCUAUCAUCUCAGGCGACUCGGUGGUGUCUACGCUAUGUCCAAAUCACUAGAGGAUAUUAUUGGCACCUACGUGGGAAUGGGUAUUGCGUUUGCAUCCCUGUCUAUUCUUAUUGGACCACCUGUCAGCGGCGCACUGCUGAACCAUUUUCAUGGGUAUAACCAGGUCUCCAUGUUUAACAGUGUCAACUGUAUAGCUGGCAUUGUUCUUACACUUUGUGCGAAGCUAUUCGCAAAAGAGGGUCUUUUAGGG